GUUGUUUAAUUUAACCUCUUUGCUUUGUUCCCAUAAGGUUUUCCAGUUUGGAAAGACCUAGGGGACACGGUGGACCUUCAUGUCGCUCAUGAGGAGACCACACCACCAUCCUCCACUCAGGCAGCCGACACACAUCAGGUGAGAUUCUGUCUGCUUAUCUCAUCUUCAGAGAGAUUUUAUAAAGACUCUAGAGGAAUUAUCUAAUCGCUAAAUUAAAACAUCACAUUUCAAUACCAGCCCGAGUUAUUAACAGUAACUAACACAUAACCUAACUGAUGAUGAUGUGAUUUCUAGGGCGAUGCUCUCAGCUUUGUGAUGUCUGAAUUGACACCAGCUGAUCGAGCCGCCGCUCCCCCAUCUCCUGCGUUAUCAACAGCAGAGGAAGCCUGUCCAGAGGAGAAGGCCAUGGUCAAGGUUGAAGACACUGAGGAGGAGGCGUCAGAGUCUUCUCCUGAUCAUGUGCUUUCUCCAGUGUCUGGUUCAGGCUCUGACACCAGCUCUCUUACUGAAGGGUAACAUAAGACUUACACAGCAUACAAACUCUUUGUAAUAGAUGUUUGUACUCAUGUGUCUAACCUGACUUAUUGUUUUGAUAUAUUUGUCGGAUCAGGAGUUCCUCUGUUGUGGACGACGAGCCUCCACUCAGCAUCCAACCAGUGCUGUCGCUGCCUUGGGUCGGUGAGGUGGUCCCCAUAGAGGACAUGAAGCCACCAGCUCCCACGAAAGGUUUUCCAGUUUGGAAAGACCUAGGGGACACGGUGGACCUUCAUGUCGCUCAUGAGGAGACCACACCACCAUCCUCCACUCAGGCAGCCGACACACAUCAGGGCGAUGCUCUCAGCUUUGUGAUGUCUGCAUUGACACCAGCUGAUCGAGCCGCCGCUCCCCCAUCUCCUGCGUUAUCAACAGCAGAGGAAGCCUGUCCAGAGGAGAAGGCCAUGGUCGAGGUUGAAGACACUGAGGAGGAGGCGUCUUCAUCUGAUCAUGUGCUUUCUCCAGUGUCUGGUUCAGGCUCUGUCACCAGCUCUCUUACUGAAGGGAGUUCCUCUGUUGUUGCCGACUGGAGUGAGGUUGAGCCCCUUAGCAUGGCACCAGUGCUGUCUCUGCCUUGGGUCGGUGAGGUGGUCCCCAGAGACGACAUGAAGCCACCAGCUCCCACGAAAGGUUUUCCAGUUUGGAAAGACCUAGGGGACACGGUGGACUUCCAUGUCGCUCAUGAGGAGACCACACCACCAUCGACACAGGCAGCCGACACACAUCAGGGCGAUGCUCUCAGCUUUGUGAUGUCUGAAUUGACACCAGCUGAUCGAGCCGCCGCUCCCCCAUCUCCUGCGUUAUCAACAGCAGAGGAAGCCUGUCCAGAGGAGAAGGCCAUGGUCAAGGUUGAAGACACUGAGGAGGAGGCGUCAGAGUCUUCUCCUGAUCAUGUGCUUUCUCCAGUGUCUGGUUCAGGCUCUGUCACCAGCUCUCUUACUGAAGGGAGUUCCUCUGUUGUUGAUGACUGGAGUGAGGUUGAGCCCCUCAGCAUGGAACCAGUGCUGUCUCUGCCGUGGAUCGGUGAGGUGGUCUCCAGAGAUGAAAUGAAGCCACCGGCCCCCGUGAAAGAAGGUUUUCCAGAGUGGAAAGACCUCUGGUACACGGUGGACUUCAGUGCAUCUCGUAAGGAGACCACCACACCACCAUCCACAAGUGCAGGCGGCACACAUCAGGAGAACAUCAAGGACCACGAGACUAAAGAUCUCAAGGCGAGGGCGGAGAUUUUAGUCUUUGAUGUGGUCCGUUUCUCCGGAUGUGGUUAUGUUUCUGCAGAAUUCCGAUUUAAGGUAGGGCGAGCAUUGGUGGACUUUGCCCUGACCUCUGAGGAGGCAUGUAGUCUCGUGAGGAAGACUUUGGACCGGGAGAUGCUCCGUCUUCGUAAAGAAGAGAGUUCGCCCCAGAAAUUGAUUCACCUUUACAGGUUCAUAAAGAGGUAUCCCAUGAUUUUUGUAGGCAUGAAGUGCCAACUUUCUUCAUGGGUCCUCGAGGAUCUUUAUGAUUCAGACCUCUCUUCAGAGGAUGAAUCUGAUGAGGUUGUACCUGCUGCUGCCCCUGCUCCUGCUGACCCUCCAGCAGUGAUCCUUCCCUCUCCUCCUCCUGCACCUGCACCUGCUCCUGCUGACCCUCCAGCAGUGAUCCUUCCCUCGCCACCUCCUGCACCUGCUCCUGCUGACCCUCCAGCAGUGAUCCUUCCCUCUCCUCCUUCUGCACCUGCUCCUGCUGACCCUCCAGCAGUGAUCCUUCCCUCUCCUCCUCCUGCACCUGCUCCUGCUGACCCUCCAGCAGUGAUCCUUCCCUCUCCUCCUCCUGCACCUGCUCCUGCUGACCCUCCAGCAGUGAUCCUUCCCUCUCCUCCUCCUGCACCUGCUCCUGCUGACCCUCCAGCAGUGAUCCUUCCCUCGCCACCUCCUGCUCCUGCUGACCCUCCAGCAGUGUUCCUUCCCUCUCCUCCUCCUGCACCUGCACCUGCUCCUGCUGACCCUCCAGCAGUGAUCCUUCCCUCGCCACCUCCUGCUCCUGCUGACCCUCCAGCAGGGGUUCCAGCCUCCCCUAGUGUGUCUCAACCUUCACCUCCAGAUGGAUCGACUGCUCCGGUUGAGACGCCUCAGCCCCAGAUGCCUCCAUCCUCUCAGCAAACUAGUGCAGACAAGGUGGAGGAUAAGAAGGUGGAGACUAGUUUACCAUCUCCACCUUCACCUCCGGAUGGGUCAACCGCUCCGGUUGCACCUCCUCAGCCCCAAACGCCUCCAUCCUCUCAGCAAAAUAAAGCUGAAGAGGUGGAGGACAUGGAGGUGGAGGCUAGUUUACCAUCUCCACCUUCACCUCCAGAUGGCUCAACCGCUCCGGUUGCGUCUCCGCAGACGCCUCCUCAGCCCCAAACGCCUCCUCAGCCCCAAACGCCUCCAUCCUCUCAGCAAACUAGUGCAGACAAGGUGGAGGACAUGGAGGUGGAGACUAGUUUACCAUCUCCACCUUCACCUCCAGAUGGGUCAACCCUUCAGGUUGCGUCUCCACAAACGCCUCCUCAGCCCCAAACGCCUCCAUCCUCUCAGCAAACUAGUGCAGAUGAGGUAGAGGAUAUGGAGGUGGAGACUAGUUUACCAUCUCCACCUCCACCUCCAGAUGGGUCAACCGCUCCGGUUGCCCCUCCUCAGCCCCAGACACCUCCUCAGCCCCAGCCAUCUUCAUCCUCUCAGCAAAGUAAUGAGAUGGAGCUGACGUCAAUAAUGGCCAGACUCUGUCUCACGGAAACUGAUAUUAAAGCUCAACAUUCAUCUCCUCACGGGCUGUUGACUGAUGUCACGCCACCUCAGGCCCAACUUUCACCUCCUCACAGACAAGCGCCUCCUCAGGCCUCUCCUGCUCAGCGUCGUGCUGUCAAGCGUCCGGCGUCUUUACAGGUAGAUUAA
This is a messenger RNA of Misgurnus anguillicaudatus (oriental weatherfish), 3446 nucleotides long. Lineage: Eukaryota; Metazoa; Chordata; Actinopteri; Cypriniformes; Cobitidae. The record is from RefSeq and is a predicted model, not a curated record.